This is a messenger RNA of Leopardus geoffroyi (Geoffroy's cat), 948 nucleotides long. Its product is annotated as olfactory receptor 4K3. The transcript has a single exon. Bases 1 to 948 code for a protein of 315 amino acids. Gene Ontology annotation, molecular function: G protein-coupled receptor activity; olfactory receptor activity. Gene Ontology annotation, cellular component: membrane. The record is from RefSeq and is a predicted model, not a curated record. Gene Ontology annotation, biological process: G protein-coupled receptor signaling pathway. Lineage: Eukaryota; Metazoa; Chordata; Mammalia; Carnivora; Felidae.
AUGGCCUGGAAUAAUCAGUCAGUCGUAACUGAAUUCAUACUACAGGGUCUCUCCGGUUCUUGGGAACUCCAGAUCUUCUAUUUCCUGUUUUUCUUCAUAGUCUAUGCAGCCACUGUACUGGGGAACCUCCUUAUUGUGCUCACCAUCAUGUCAGAGCCACACCUUCACUCCCCCAUGUACUUUUUGCUGGGCAAUCUCUCCUUCAUUGACAUGUCUCUGGCCUCAUUUGCCACCCCCAAAAUGAUUGCAGAUUUCCUCAGUGAGCACAAAGCCAUCUCUUUUGAAGGCUGCAUCACUCAGAUAUUUUUCCUGCAUCUGUUAGGGGGUGCUGAGAUUGUACUGCUGAUAUCCAUGUCUUUUGAUAGGUACGUGGCUAUAUGUAAACCUCUAAGUUAUUUAACCAUUAUGAGCCGAAGAAUGUGUGUUGGGCUCGUAUCACUUUCCUGGAUUGUUGGCAUCUUCCAUGCUAUGAGUCAGUUAGCAUUUACUGUGAAUCUGCCCUUCUGUGGACCCAAUGAAGUGGACAGCUUCUUCUGCGACCUCCCCUUGGUAAUUAAACUCGCCUGUGUAGACACAUACAUUCUGGGAGUAUUCAUGAUCUCAACCAGCGGCAUGAUUGCCCUGGUGUGUUUCAUCCUUUUGGUGAUCUCCUAUACUAUCAUCCUGGUCACUGUGCGGCAACAUUCCUCUGGUGGGUCCUCCAAAGCCCUCUCCACUUGUAGUGCCCACUUCACUGUUGUGACCCUUUUCUUUGGCCCAUGCAUUUUCAUCUAUGUGUGGCCUUUCACAAAUUUCCCAAUAGACAAAGUGCUCUCAGUAUUUUAUACCAUUUUCACUCCCCUCUUGAAUCCAGUGAUCUAUACCCUUAGAAAUAAAGAUGUCAAGGAUUGCAUGAGAAAACUUAGCAGCCAUAUCUUUAAGUCUAGGAAGACUGAUCAUACCCCUUGA